Molecule: messenger RNA, 1385 nt
Organism: Neogale vison (American mink)
Lineage: Eukaryota; Metazoa; Chordata; Mammalia; Carnivora; Mustelidae
Gene: METRNL
Product: meteorin like, glial cell differentiation regulator
Exons: 4
Coding region: 1-936 (311 amino acids)
Biological process (GO): energy homeostasis; positive regulation of brown fat cell differentiation
Molecular function (GO): hormone activity
Source: RefSeq, a predicted model, not a curated record
AUGCGGGGCGCGGCGCGGGCGGCCCGGGGGCGCGCCGGGCAGCUGUGGCCGCGGCCCCCCGCCCCGGGCCCUGGCCCGCCGCCGCCGCCGUUGCCGCUGCUGCUGCUGCUGGCCGCACUGCUGGGCGGCGCGGGCGCGCAGUACUCGAGCGACCUGUGCAGCUGGAAGGGGAGCGGGCUGACGCACGAGGCCCACAGGAAGGAGGUGGAGCAGGUGUACCUGCGCUGCGCGGCCGGCUCCGUGGAGUGGGUGUACCCGACCGGGGCCCUCAUCGUCAACGUGCGGCCCAACACCUUCCCGCCCCCGCGCCUCCAGACUCUGUGCAUCAAGCCCCUCAAAGGCUCCUCGGGGGCCAACAUUUAUUUGGAGAAAACUGGAGAACUGAAGCUGCUGGUCCGGGACGGGGACCGCGGGCCUGGCCGGGUGAGCUGCUUUGGCUUCGAGCACGGUGGGCUCUUCGUGGAGGCCGCGCCCCAGCAGGACAUCAGCAGGAGGACCACGGGCUUCCAGUACGAGCUGACCGGCCGGCCCGCAGGCUCGGACCUGCAGGCUCUGUCAGCCCCGUGCCGCCCCUGCGGGGAUGCUGAGGUACUGUUGGCCGUCUGCACCAGCGACUUCGUCGUCCGAGGCUCUAUCCGGAACGUCACUCACGCCCCAGAGCAGCAGGAGUCCACCAUCCACCUGCACGUGAGCCGGCUCUACCGGCAGAAGAGCAAGGUUUUCUGGCCGGCUCCGGAGGGUGGCGGCUGGCGGGGCCGCGUGCUCACGCUGCUGGAGUGCGGCGUGCGGCCCGGACGCGGGGACUUCCUCUUCACCGGCCACAUGCGCUUCGGGGAGGCCCGGCUUGGCUGUGCCCCGCGCUUCAGGGACUUCCAGAGGCUGUACCGGGACGCUGAGGAGAGGGGCCUGAACCCCUGCGAGAUGGGCACGGAGUGACGGGGGCACGGGGUGCUCGGAUCGGGGCUCCUGGGGCUCAGGCCGCGGGGCACACGCCACGAGGUCCCAGCCGAGGGCUCCCUGACUGAUGGGAAAUGUUGUAAAAUGCAAACUAAGUUAUUAUAUUUUUUUUAAAAAAAGAAAAGUCCAUAGGAAACAAACUCCAGAGUCUUAAAAUGCCUUGUGUGCCAUUUGAUACCGUUUUUCAAAGCACCUGACGCCCUUGCGCUCGGCUGGCGUGCCGGGAGCCCACGGAGGACGCCCAGCGCCCGGCUUUGCACGCCGCCUGCGCACAGAUCAGAGUUGUUUCUUGUGACGGAAACUGACGGGGCCAAAUACAUAUUUCUUGUUUUGUUUUUGCUUUUCAAAGAAUGUGCUUUACUGGCCGUGGUCCCUUUGGGGCUGCAGGCUGUUUCCAUUCCAGAGAAUAAAGGCCAGCAUCUGAUGGC